Messenger RNA from Homo sapiens (human), 3714 nucleotides. It is a transcript of the gene IFITM10, whose product is annotated as interferon induced transmembrane protein 10. The record is from RefSeq and is marked validated. NCBI's taxonomy places the organism in Eukaryota, Metazoa, Chordata, Mammalia, Primates, Hominidae. Gene Ontology annotation, cellular component: membrane; plasma membrane. The coding region runs from base 154 to 840 and encodes 228 amino acids. The transcript is spliced from 3 exons.
GAGAAAGGGUUCAGAGUCAGGCACAGGCAGGCAGACAGGACCCCAAGCAGGACUGGCCUUCCAGACAGGAAAGAGGGUUGCGGAGACACAGGAGGCCAGUUGAGAGUGGCAGAGGAGAAAGGAGUUUCAUGGGAGGAUGGGGCUUGGAGAGAGAUGAGGGAGGGAAAACGGGGGCCGCCAUGCAUCCUCAGCUUCCGGGGGACUUUGGAGAGGGUCGAGGCUCAGUGGGAGCUGGAGGCCCAGGGCCCCGGCCAGUGCCCAGCCCCGCUGGGAGACCCGGCCAGCACCACGGACGGCGCCCAGGAAGCCCGAGUCCCCCUGGACGGGGCCUUCUGGAUUCCGAGGCCCCCGGCAGGUUCGCCCAAGGGCUGCUUCGCUUGCGUGUCCAAGCCCCCUGCCCUGCAGGCUCCGGCGGCCCCUGCCCCUGAGCCCUCGGCCUCUCCCCCGAUGGCGCCCACACUGUUCCCCAUGGAGUCCAAGAGCAGCAAGACCGACAGCGUGCGGGCUGCCGGCGCGCCCCCUGCCUGCAAGCACCUAGCCGAGAAGAAGACGAUGACCAACCCCACGACCGUCAUCGAGGUCUACCCGGACACCACCGAGGUGAACGACUAUUACCUGUGGUCCAUCUUCAACUUCGUCUACCUCAACUUCUGCUGCCUGGGCUUCAUCGCCUUGGCCUACUCCCUCAAAGUGCGAGACAAGAAGCUUCUCAAUGACCUGAAUGGAGCCGUGGAGGAUGCAAAGACGGCCCGGCUGUUCAACAUCACCAGUUCUGCCCUGGCAGCCUCCUGCAUCAUCCUCGUCUUCAUCUUCCUGCGGUACCCCCUCACCGACUACUAAGGCCCGCCAGGCACGGCUGCUGGCGGAGACAAGCACUGAGACAUGUUUAUUCUCAUGGUCCCUGAAACGCAGGAUCCCAUGAGGUUGGGGCAGGGCAGGGCUUCUUGUCCUGGGGCCCCCUUGAGCUGUGAACUGGGCAGCAAGGCCAUCAGAAGCUGAGUACAGCAAGGGGGCAGUGAGCUUGGCCCUCAGUCCACCCCCUCCGCCUCCUGGCCUCCACCCUGCCUGUGUCUGGGGCCUGGGGGCUUCUCCCCUCGCUGCUGCACCCUGGCUUCCAGCGUCUGUGUCCCUGCCCUCACGUGCCCCUUCCCAGGCUCCUGGGGCCCCUUGGACCUGACACCUAGCAGGAAGGGCUUAUGCAAAAUUGUCCCAGGUUGGGAGGACUCACUCUGUGCUCCCCGACCCUGCCUCCUCCACGAUGUGACCCCGCUCAGAGCCCUUGUGUCUGUGAACUUUCAAUGAAAUACCCAUGCAGCUCCAGCCCAGCCUUCUACUUUGUGUCCCUGGCAGGGCCUGGAGAAGUCUGGAGGCUUUGCAAUCCUCCCUCAGGAACUGCCUGGCGGUCAGGGCCCCGGGUGCUGUGUCCCAACAGACUGCAGGGGACGGUCUGCUCCAUCACAGCUGUGCCAGACAGUGAAUGGGAAGGGGGGGCAUUUGGUGGAGGUACCCCAAACUCGAGUCACUUAGAGGGUCAGGCAGCCUCCUGGGGGGACGGAAGGGGGUGGGGCACAGCCUCAGCUGCCUGCAUUGGCCAAAUCAGAGCAAAGGAAACCACAAAUUCACUCGGAAGGAAGCAGCAGGCAGAGACGAUAGACGCCUGGCUAACCCCUGUCCCUCCUGGAGGGCUCUGGGACCUGGACAGGCCCCUUUACCUCUCUCGUGCCCAUCUCCUUAGCUGUAAAAUAGGAAAAUGGCCUUUCACUUCUAUAAUCACUGUGAAAAUGAACGGAAGAUGCCUUUCAAAGGCCGAGGCCAGCGCCCUGACGGCCCAUGGCAUGUGCAGUCCACAAUGUGGGAGGCAGGAUGCAGGGAUGGGCUCUGUCCCCUUGGAACUCAGGCACAGUCAUGGGGGUGCCGGUCAGCCCUGAAGACAAGCUGAUGAGGGUGCACUAGGAAAAGUGCAGGGCAUCGGCGAGGCACACGAAGGAGGUGGGGAGGUGAAGAUGGAGAAGAAGCCGAGGCAGUGGCCAUGGGUGUGGAGCUUCGCGCUGUGGGUGCCCAGCUGGUCUGGGAAACCGCAGGAAAUCCCGCAGCUCAGGUGCGCAGUGGGAAGGACUUGCUAUUCCGUGGGAAGGCAGGCAAACCUUCCCAGGGAAGGGGCAUGGCCGUGCGCCUCAUGUUUUGGGAAGCUCGUGCCCUCUGGGGUAGCGAGGCCAGCUUGGAGGGGAGUCCAGUGGACAGAGGUGGAUGCAAGUGGAGGGAGCUGAGCCUGGGCUGGGGCUGGCAGCAGAGGGCUGGACAGCAGGGCGCCUGCGUGGCAGCUGUGCAGUCAGUGGGGUUGACUGGUUUGGAAGGUAAGGUGGGGGAGAAGCCCGGAGGAUUCCUGUCCCUUGACUUGGACAGCCCAGUGGAGAGGGCUGUGUACCAAGGGCAGGAAACCAGGGAGAAGAAGAUGUUGACUUUAAGAUACCAAGCAGAGAAGGGAAGAGCCUUCUGGGCUGGAGACGUGGGGUGCCUCAGAAGGGAGGACCUUGAGCUAGCAGCAGAUGGGACAAACGCAGGGGACAGGGCACAGCCGUGGCAGGAGUGCAGCGAGCAAGAUUCUGGUCACAGUCCUGACCCAGAAACCUGCAGAGGAAGGGAGGGUGGCCAGCACCUGCCCGUGGGCCUGGGGUGCAGCCCAGGCAGAGGUGGAUGGAGGGGGUGCUCAGGGAAGAGGGGAGGGGAGUGUGUGACCUCAAAAUGGGAGGGCUUGGGGGUCAGAGUCGAGAGAGGGGACAGGGUGGGGACCAUGUGGGACUCUUGAGCACUGACCCUUGAACCCAGGCAGUGGUGGGAUGGGAGGGCAGGAGGCGGCGGGCUGCGAGGCUGAUGCGGGGCUGCACGGAGCUGUCAUUGAGCCUCUUGGAGGAUGGUGGGAGAAGUGCCAGGGGCGGCUGAAAGCCUUGCCGAGACUGUGGGCAGCCUGGUUGUGGGCACUUCGGAUGCUUGCACCAUUAGACCCAGAGGCUUCCUGGACAAGCCUGGGCUGGAAGAGGAUGGCAGAGGCUGCUGGGCCUUGGAAGAGAGAGGGUCCUGGCUUCUAGUUCCUGGGGCAGCUAAGGCCAACCCCAGUGUCCAGGUGUCUUCCAUGUUAUGCCUGGGAGGGAAGAAAGUAGAGGGGCAAAUGCUUUCUUUGCCUAUUUUCCUUAAACAUUUGGUGGCAGUGCUGGUGGCUGCCUGGGACAGGGGCCAGGAGGAAACACCCCUGCAUUAGGGAAGCCCUCAGCCAGCUUUUCCCUGGGAUGUUCCUGCGCCUGGCUGAAGCUUUCUGAGUUCAUGUUGGGGAAAUGGAACGGUCACCUUCCAGCCAGUAAAGGCACCCCUAGCUCUUGGGAUGUUUGUAUCCAACUCCGGGCAAUGUGGGGCUACAAAGGCCCCUGGCUUCCAUACCCUGGGGACCGGGGGAGGGCUGGUGCUCCCGCGGUGGGUGUCCACGGUGAGGUCAGGCCCCCACAGCAGGUGCAUUCUCGCCCUCAGCAGGCAGGCAAGCAGGCAUCAGCUCCGGCGCUGGUCUCUGGCUUCGAAGUCUGUGUCUUUGCCUGUCUGUACUCAUGCCUGACCUGCUGGCGCUCCCUGUCCACUGCACUCCUCCCACCUCAUUUUUAUGUGAUUUUGCACAGUGCCUGGCAGACAUUUGACAUUCAAUAAACAUUGUACGAACGAAAGAAUCAA